Messenger RNA from Schistocerca gregaria, 1298 nucleotides. RefSeq names its product juvenile hormone acid O-methyltransferase-like. Bases 254 to 1099 code for a protein of 281 amino acids. The transcript has 5 exons. NCBI's taxonomy places the organism in Eukaryota, Metazoa, Arthropoda, Insecta, Orthoptera, Acrididae. The record is from RefSeq and is a predicted model, not a curated record.
UAUUGUUUAAGAUCCUGAGUCGAGCCAGUAUCGUGCGCGGAGGCGAGGUGACACUGGGACGCAGUUGAAAAUUCCCGGACGCGAUCCUUGUUGACAUGGGCCCUCGAGUCACUGCGGCCGCUAGCAGUCAGCGGAAGGCACUUAACCUCGUGACACGCGGACGGCUACAGAACGGCUGCUAAAGGGCAGGAGGCAGCAGCCGUGCGAUCACGCUAAACUUCGAGUUUCAACAAGCGGGGCAGUCAUAGCAGGAAUGGGCACGGAGCCGCGCGCCACGUCGAGCGGCCUGCAGCGGCAGUUCGUGUCUCUGGUGCUGCGCGAGCUGUGGCAGGCGCUUGACUGGAAGUGCGAGGACCGCAUGGCGCUGGACGUGGGCUGCGGCUCCGGUGACUUCUCCGCCUGCGACCUGCUGUCGCGCCUGCCGGAAGACAUGGUCAUCCUCGCCACCGACUCCUGCCCCUCGGCGGUCUCCAGAGCCGCCGACAAGUACGACGGCACGAGAUUGUGUUUCCUUGAGCUGGACAUAGGCGCUGCACACAUCGAAGAUACCGGUGUGUGGCGGCUAGCACCGUUCCCAAAGAUCUUCUCCUUCUUCAGUCUGCACUGGGUUCAGAAUCAAAGAGUCGCCUUCCAGAACAUCAAUAAACUUCUGUCUCCAGGCGGUGAAGCAGUUUUUAUCAUCAUCAGUCACUCUCGUUUGUUUACAAUGUAUGAGACGAUGGCGAAGUCCCCUCGAUGGAGUACCUACAUGGAGGAAUACCUGAAGUAUGUAACACCGUACCAGGAACUGAAUAAUCCGGAACACCAUUUCGCAAUGCUCAUCAAGGAAGUUGGGUUGUCCGUAAAAACAUGUCGCAAUCAAAGAGACAUCAACUACGUCUCUACAGAUGAGCAAAACAUAAUAGAUACUGUGCGGUCGAUAAACCCAUUUGUGGGCCGAAUGCCAAAGGACUUGAGGGAGUCGUUCAUCCGGGACUGCGUGCGGGAGGCGUACCGUAACGGCACCCUGCGCUCUCGCCGCCUGCCCUGCGGGUCGAGCUACUGCUUCCGCUACGACGCGCUCGUCGCCCACGUGGUCAAGCCCUGGCUGGAAGGGUAGGGGGCGGUGGCUCACCGUCAUCGUGCACGUGUUGCCCCCUGCACCAGGUUUCAGCGUGUGUUCCAGACUGAACCAUAGGCUAAUCUGAAAAGUUAUGUGAACUCUUGCUGGAAACAGAAAAAAUCACUAAAAAAAGACAUUGAUUGCGUUGAAUGUUGACACACCAACAGUUUUAAAUACAUCGAAUUUUUAUCACUUA